CAUCGAGAGCAAAAUCUGUCGUUUUCCUCUGAGAGAGAGAGAGAGCAGAUUCUAUAGACGAAAUUAAGACAAGGAGGUGAAUUUUAGAGUUUGUCAAUGGAGAAUUACGAGGUUCUUGAGCAAAUUGGAAAAGGUUCCUUUGGGUCAGCUCUUCUUGUGAGACAUAAACAUGAGAAGAAACUGUAUGUUUUGAAGAAAAUCCGGCUUGCUCGGCAGACUGGUAGGACUAGAAGAUCUGCUCAUCAAGAGAUGGAGUUGAUUUCAAAGAUACAUAAUCCAUUCAUCGUGGAAUAUAAAGAUUCUUGGGUUGAAAAGGGAUGCUAUGUGUGCAUUAUCAUAGGCUAUUGCAAAGGAGGAGACAUGGCGGAAGCGAUAAAGAAAACCAAUGGCGUACACUUCACUGAAGAGAAACUCUGCAAAUGGCUUGUUCAGCUCUUAUUGGCUCUUGAAUACUUGCAUGCCAAUCACAUUCUCCAUCGCGAUGUCAAGUGUUCGAACAUAUUCUUGACAAAGGAUCAGGAUAUACGCCUUGGCGAUUUUGGACUUGCCAAAGUCUUAACAUCAGAUGACCUCGCGUCUUCAGUGGUUGGAACACCAAGAUGUUGUAUGUAUGAGAUGACAGCUAUGAAACCUGCUUUCAAAGCUUUUGACAUGCAAGGGCUAAUAAACAGGAUUAACAGAUCAAUCGUUCCCCCACUUCCGGCGCAAUAUUCUGCUGCCUUCCGAGGUCUGGUCAAAAGUAUGCUCCGGAAAAAUCCAGAACUUAGACCAAGUGCUGCUGAACUUCUUAGACAACCGCUGCUUCAACCUUAUAUCCAGAAGAUUCAUUUGAAGGUGAAUGAUCCAGGAAGUAAUGUAUUGCCUGCGCAAUGGCCAGAAUCUGAAUCUGCCAGGAGAAACAGCUUUCCAGAGCAGAGAAGGCGUCCUGCUGGCAAAAGCCAUAGCUUUGGCCCAAGCAGGUUUAGGGGUAACCAGGAAGAUUCUGUUUCUUCCAUAAAAAAACCUGUGCCCGCAUUUCUGAAUCGUGAAAGGCAAGUGGACUUGUCUACAGAUGAAAGCGGUGAUGGAACGGUUGUUCGUAGAAAUUUAGAGGCUUCUAAGAGUUCUAGGUAUGUUCCAGUGAGAGCUUCGGCCUCACCUGUGAGACCGAGACAGCCUAGGAGUGACCUUGGUCAACUUCCUGUUUCAUCACAGCUUAAAAACCGAAAACCAGCUGCUUUGAUUCGUAGAGCCUCCAUGCCUAGCUCAAGAAAACCUGCAAAAGAAAUCAAAGACUCUCUGUACAUUUCGAAAACCAGUUUUCUCCGCCAGAUAAAUUCUCCUGAUGUGUCAAUGAACGCACCAAGAAUUGACAAGAUUGAGUUUCCGCUAGCGUCAUACGAGGAAGAGCCUUUUGUUCCGGUUGUGCGUGGUAAGAAGAAGAAAGCAUCGUCUAGAGGUUCCUACAGUCCACCUCCAGAGCCACCACUAGACUGCUCAAUCACAAAAGACAAAUUUACUCUUGAACCAGGCCAAAACAGAGAAGGAGCGAUUAUGAAGGCGGUGUAUGAAGAUGCAUAUCUGGAAGAUAGGAGUGAAUCAUCUGAUCAGAAUGCGACAGCUGGAGCAUCAAGCAGAGCUUCGUCGGGUGUAAGGAGACAAAGAUUUGAUCCUAGCUCUUACCAGCAACGGGCUGAGGCACUGGAGGGAUUGCUUGAAUUCAGUGCAAGGUUGCUUCAAGAUGAGAGGUACGAUGAGCUCAAUGUUUUAUUGAGACCCUUUGGUCCAGGCAAAGUCUCACCCAGAGAAACAGCGAUUUGGUUGUCCAAGAGCUUCAAGGAAACUACUACUAAUAAGCUGGAAGAUUGAGAGACGGAUUUCUAAUUCUAACCUGUUGUGACGUGAAAAUUUUCCACCUUUAACAGUUUCUCAAUCAGAUGUCAAGAAAAUUGUAUCAAAGUU
This is a messenger RNA of Arabidopsis arenosa, 1941 nucleotides long. NCBI's taxonomy places the organism in Eukaryota, Viridiplantae, Streptophyta, Magnoliopsida, Brassicales, Brassicaceae. The record is from the annotation of a GenBank genome assembly.